AGAAUUUCUGCGCCGCUACACCCACAGACUGACCCACCCCUCCCUCCCACUCCCAGUCGUUCCCACGUCGACUCUCGAUUCUCACGGCCACGGCGGCGCGACCCCAGUCACCGGCGGCGCGGCGCCUCCUCCUCCUCCGCCGACGAGCUCUUCUUUGAUGUCGAGAUCCUCCGCAUCCAUAUAAAAAAACGCCUCGCUCCGCCCUCGCCGCCUUCUCCAUUUCCGCCGCUGCCUCUCUUGUCCGGUAAGUCACCAACGUCGGACGUAACUUAUAUCUCCCCCAGUAUGUAUUAUUUUUUAUUCCUAUGUUUUUAGGUUGUGAUUUUGAGUUUUGUUCUGUGUUUUCCAAUUAAGAUUUGUUGUUUUUGUAUAUGCAUAAACAUUCAUGUUUGAUUUUGGAGGUAUUAUUGGUAGCUCGAAUCGGAAGUAGUUGAUAGAUUUUAUUGGAUUUUGAAGAAUCCCACAAAGAAAAGCAGCAAUAAGUGGAUGUCGCAUGUGAAGUUUUUGGUUUUAUCUUUGUGGGAUUACAUUGCACUAUCGAUGCCUCACCAACAAUUUGUUUUGAAUAGUAAAAGUUUGGACUUGUUAUAACUAUUAAUUGAUGUGUAUUGUUUUUCAAUAGUAAAAGUGGGUAGCAAAGAUGAGAUGGGAUAUUUGGUGAGAUGAGUUUGUUUUUUUUUUCCUUCCACAUUUUAUUCUGGUUUCAAUGUUUUGUAAAUAAUUUUCUCCGAAUUUCGAAGUUCUUAUUGAAGUAGAUAGGCUGAAUAUUGAAAUUAUAUAUAUGGAGAGAAGAGAUAUAUUCACCAACACAUAGUACAUGUAUAUAUAAAAGUGCUUCCAAAGCUAGGGAAAGUGGAGAACUAUUUGUGGAUUGACUCCAAGAUAACGGGGUUUACAGGUGCCUCCUGUCUUCUCUCACUCAGCCCCCCUCUCCUCUCCCUCGCAAUUUCUCCCGUUUCUUCUCUCUCACUUGAAAUUCCCCUCCUUUUACUUUCCAUCAUUAUGAGGGAAAUCGUUACUAUCCAAGUUGGGAACUAUGCAAAUUUUGUGGGCUCUCACUUCUGGAAUUUCCAGGACGAGUUGCUUGGACUAGCCGAGAGCGCUGAGAGUGAUGAGAUAUUCAAAAGCCACGGCCUCAACAUGGAUGUCCUUUACCGUGCUGGUGAAACUCAGCAGGGCAUUCUCACUUACACCCCUCGGCUGGUGUCGGUGGGCCUUCAAGGAUCCCUAGGAUCAAUGAGUUCACGUGGAACCUUGUACAAAGAGAUUCAAGAAACCCAAGAUGAUAGUUUAACAUGGACAGGUCCUGUAACAACUCAAACAUCUCAACCCUUACAGAAGAACUUGUUCUUGCAAAGCUUGGACUGGGAAGAGAAUACAAAUGUGGAUAGGUCGAGAGCUUAUGACAAUGCACAAAAUGAGGCUCGUGCUGAAGUUCAAGAUAAGGACAUUGUUGAAUGUCUAGAGAAUGAAGUUCAUUAUUGGACGGACUUCUCAAAAGUUCAUUAUCACCCACAAAGUCUGUAUGAAAUAUGUGGAUUAUGGACAGACAUUAAAGAUUUCAACAAUUAUGGGAUUGGGAGAGAGGCGUUUUCUGGCAGUCUGCAUGCUGAACAAGUUAAUGAGAGGCUUCGUUUUUUUCUUGAAGAGUGUGACCAUCCUCAGGGAAUUCAAUUUAUUGUUGAUGACUCCGGAGGAUUCUCUGGUGUAGCAGGGGAGGUUUUAGAAAGUAUGGCAGAUGAUUACCCAAACAUUCCAGUGCUACUGUACUCUAUUCGCAGUCCUGACUCGUGCCUGGAUCCGAGCAGCCGCAAGCUGACAAUAACCCGUGAACUUCAUAAUGCAGUUUCAUUUGCAAAGCAAUCAGCUCUCUGUAAAUUGAUAGUACCCCUUGGUUUGCCAUCCCUGAGUACAAGUAAAAUUUCCAAGUACCUUUAUUUGGAAGAUCGAAAACCUUACCACACCAGUGCCGUUUAUGCAUCUGCACUACAUUCUAUCAGUCUCCCUUUCAGAAUGGAGCCACAUGGGCCCAGUGCACAAUUCAGCUCGACGUCUGGUGCAGUGACUAUAAAUGACCUUGUACAGAUUUUAACUGGACAGGCUCGGCAGAAUAUGGUUGCCGUUUUGGAUGCUUCUAUGCCAGCUCCUGCAUUGGCAGGUACCGGGUUCCAGCAAUCUCUGUUGGAAACUUUGCAGCCACUGACCCCAGAAACAGCUGAAGAUGUCGAAGACAUGCAUGCUUUGGAGUCUAUGAUCAUUCAUGGAGCCUUUGCAUCAGGAUCGAAAAGGGCUUCAGUUUUUGAAGUAAAGGAAGCAGUGCAGGUUGCUUAUAUGAAUGCAGUAAGAAGACCUAAGUUCUCUCAUCUCUCAGUAGCUCAAUGCCCUCUCCCCAUACCAUUGCCUUAUCCUUCAAUAUUCGGAAAACUUGUUGGCGGAUGCGGUGAACUUUCUGAUACGCCCCUCUCGGAUUCAUCAUCGUCAUCAUCAUCGAGAGGGUCGCUUGAAGUCCAGUCUGUCCCAAUGGCAGCAAGACUACGAUCCAGCAUUGCCAUUUUGCCAUUUUUGGAGAAUCGGCUGCAAAAUCUUCGGAAGUUGGGGAUUGCACGAGGGGCGCUGGGGACAGAGAUACUCGGAAGUUGGGGUUUUGGAAGAGAUGAUGUAGAAGACAUAGGAGAGAUGCUGUCUGAUAUGGUAACAAAGCUCAAUCCUAUAUCUGAAGCAUCAUCAGAUUCUGAUUGACACAAAAUUUCUCCGCCAUUUUCUCAUUAGUAUCCAUCUGCUGUGGAGCAUAACGUGAUAGAUCGCAGAACUCUCUGUCACUGUCUUCUUUCCUUGUUUCAGGCUAUAGAACUCAGCCUCCUUCUUCUUCCUGUAGCUUUUGGGAAUAUACUUAUCGUAUAACCCAGUCUUAAAGUCUUCCCAAGUGUAAGCUGCCCAUUGCUCGAGAGUCAGAGUCUUUCGGCGGGCUUCCCACCAAAAGUCAGCCGAUCCGGCUAGUUGAAAAGACACGCACGAGAGUCGCUCCUCUUCUGUGCAGUGUAGAAAGGUGAAAAUGCGCUCCAAGGCGCGUACCCAAGCCUCAGCUUCAGUUGGGUCGCCCAUUCCAUUAAACGUGGGCGGAUUUUGUCGAAGAAAGAGUUCCUCAAUCCUCCUUGCAGGGGGUGGAGGGGGUGGGGUAGGUUCCCUAUCGUUUCGUGGUUCCUCAGGUAUAUCAUCUCGAUUUCUAUCGUUGUUAACAUUUCUCCUAGCGGUGCGACCUCGUUUAGGCGGCAUUCUGCGAAAUACGAAACACCCCUUUUUAACACAUUCUAUACGGGAGUCUUUAAGGCAAUUAAUAAAGAGCUGCUUGUCAAAA
This is a messenger RNA of Salvia miltiorrhiza (redroot sage), 3355 nucleotides long. RefSeq lists its product as uncharacterized. Bases 1003 to 2739 code for a protein of 578 amino acids. NCBI's taxonomy places the organism in Eukaryota, Viridiplantae, Streptophyta, Magnoliopsida, Lamiales, Lamiaceae. The record is from RefSeq and is a predicted model, not a curated record. Gene Ontology annotation, cellular component: cytoplasm. The transcript is spliced from 10 exons.